CCACACACACACACUGGUCGAAUUCUAAAUGUCUCUCUGCUUCUUAUACAAAAUGCUGUAAAUGGUGUAAGGGCUAAUAAUAAUAGUUUUUAUACAGGCGAAGAAUCUACUUAAAGAAUUUUAACACACGCUAUGUAGUGCACUUUGAGUCCAUUUUCUGAAAAAAGCCAUUUUGAAUGGAACCAUUAUCCGGCACUGAUGGACUUUGUACGCGAGUUGAUCCCAGUCUCUGCAAACAUUGUUCUGUUGCUCUCAGCUCUGCCUGCUGCUUUUCACCUGUUCAGGGACCACCGAGCUCCAUCAGUAGGUUUUUUCCUCAUCGCAUUCUCUUCAUUUCUGGCUAUUAUCCCUCUGCCCCCAGCUCUAUUUCAGGUCCAGAGAGAUCUAGAAUGGGCAGGUGAGAUCAUCGGUCCUUCCCUGUCUGCCUUCGGCUUUUUAUGGCUCAGUGAAGAUCAUUGGACUGCCCAUGUACUCCUGAUUGGUUCUUCGCUUCUUCCGAUGCUCUCCAAUUGGCUCUCGGAGGACUGCUUGAUGAUCAUGACACGCUGUGUGUCCUUGUCAGCUCUCUCGUGUGCUCUGACAGUGUGUCUGUUUGCUGCCAGUGGGACUGGUGUGGUGGGCAGCAUAGCCCUCAGCCUUCCAGCUCUUGUUGCCCCCAAGGUCAGAGUCAGCAGCCUGGCCUCUCUGAUAUCUUCACAGGGAACCGGAGGGCUGUUGGGGUGGAGUCUGAAAGUCUCCAUGGCUGUAGGGUGCUGGACAACUAAGACAGCUUUAGACACAUUUCUUCAUGAUCUAAAGGGCUGGGACUGAACCCUUUGAGUUACCACAACUAGUGAAAUGCUACUUGAAGCUCAUCAAAUGAUUUUGUUUUCCUUCUCCAUAGUCUGGUGCUAUCGCUGAAUACCUCAUAGGACAUGGUGUGUUUACUAGCUGGCAGUAACAACAGUGACCAGAGACUCAAACACAGCCAAAUGUACAUAAAGCAAACUUUGUCAGAUAGUAUAAAAUAUAACAGAUAUAACAAACAUGCACUAAAAGAAACUGUUGCUUAAGGAAGCAGCAUUUGUUUACCUGCUACAUCUCAUUUCUCCAUAUCAGCCAUGAUAAUAAAUAUGAGCAUGUCAACUCAGGCUGAGGAUGGAUUAUCACCUUCAAAUUCUCACAUUAUUCAAACUUAAAUCUGAGUCUGCUUAACAUGUGUGUCUGAACUCAUGGUGUCUAAAUAAUUGCAUAUGAUGGCAUGAAUUUACUACUUUUCUAAUUAAACAUUUUUUCAAAAAGUAAUGUUACAUAUAGAGCAACAAUUUCCAACAAUCACUAUUUUUCUAUGGCAGAAUCACAAAUUGUGUUCUGUUGCACAUUCACUGAUUGGCUUUUGCAUGACAGUGUACCCUAUACCUGAGCAGAAAUAGUGUUCGCAGUGUACUGCUGUUUGGGAUUGUGCCUAGAUAGCAGAAUGCCCUAUAUAGGAUUAUAUCCUGUAUGCUGUAGCUCAGCAACUUCCACCAGCAGAAUAAAUCAGCUGAUCUUCAUCUGUCAUUCACUAACCACCAAACACAAGAACAAUAAUACUCUUCAGCAAGAAAUCACUAAACCCUCAUCAGUCAUGAAUCCUUUUUCCUUAGAUAUUAUAAUACCCAGUGGUUUGGUGGUCAGAAUGUUUACUUCACACCUCCAGGGUUGGGGGUUUGUUUUCCUCCUCUGUAUGUGAGGAGUUUGCAUGCUCUAGGUUUCCUCCAGGUACUCAAGUUUUCUCUCCAACUCCAAAGACAUGCACUGUAGGCUGAUUGGCAUCUUUAAAUUGUUUAUAGUGGGCAAGUGUGUGUGAUCAAACACUGCAGUAGACUAGCUUUCUGUCCAGGCUGUACCCUGCCCGAGUCUCCUGGGAUAGACUUCAGGUUCCCUGUGACCCAGUAGGAUAAGCGGCGUAGAGAAUAAUCUAAUAUUCUCACACUCUUUUGCUCCUGGUUGGUUAAACAUCCUGUCUAUCACUCUUAUUGUUACAGGAUUGUUAUUAGAAUGUGUUUUAGUAUAAAACAGCUUUAAGUAAAAAAAAAAAGCUGUAGAAUUGUUGAUGUUGAUGUUAAAGCUGCUAAUGUUAACAACCUUGAGGAAUUUGUAACAUUUUUUUAUUAAACUUUCGAAUAAAUAAAGUAUUUAUCUCCGUUA
Messenger RNA from Hemibagrus wyckioides, 2169 nucleotides. RefSeq lists its product as uncharacterized. The record is from RefSeq and is a predicted model, not a curated record. Bases 199 to 810 code for a protein of 203 amino acids. The transcript is spliced from 3 exons. NCBI's taxonomy places the organism in Eukaryota, Metazoa, Chordata, Actinopteri, Siluriformes, Bagridae.